AGCGCGCUCCUUCGCACCACCCCAUCCAACACCCAACGUGGGAGCAACAUCAUCAGCGUGCCCCAAAGAUGGACCAAAAUCAACGGAACAAACCUACCCCGGAGGUAAAUCUGUGCCGGUUCUGUUUGCGCCCCAAACGCACCAUGUGGCCACUCAAAACUCUGUACCGGAAGGAUGGCGACUUUUUGCACAAAAUCUACCAAUGCAGCCACAUUAAUAUCAUCGACAUGAACGAACUGUUCACGUGGGUUUGUCGCUCCUGUCGGCAAAACAUCGAAAAGUUCUCCGCCUUCCAGAACAUGCUGCACAAGAAUUUGGCCACGUUUGAGUCGCGCUUCCGCGAGGAACAGCAGCUCAACGGCAACUGGAAUGAUGACCCGCAACAGCAGCAGCGUCAGGUGGUGAACGUGCGGUUCGGGGACCUCGAGGACGACAACGGUGAUGAUCUGUCCGAUUUGGACCAUUUUGAGGCUGGUCAGCCGGCUAGCUUGGCCAGCAGUGACAGCGGAAAUCAGUCGGAGGAUUCACAGCUGCCAGAAGAUUGCGCACUCGGCGACUCGCGAAAAGGAUUGAGGAUUGAAUGAGGAUUUUGUUACGCUUUCUUCGAUUUUAACCCAUCGACUGCAACGAGUUGUUCCUUCUUUUAUUCAUGUUACAAUAAAGUUGAAUUAUUCUGUUUAUUUAUGAUAAAUUCCAAA
Culex pipiens pallens (northern house mosquito) is the source of this 698-nucleotide messenger RNA. RefSeq lists its product as uncharacterized. The transcript has 2 exons. Bases 69 to 584 code for a protein of 171 amino acids. The record is from RefSeq and is a predicted model, not a curated record. Gene Ontology annotation, cellular component: nucleus. Gene Ontology annotation, molecular function: zinc ion binding. NCBI's taxonomy places the organism in Eukaryota, Metazoa, Arthropoda, Insecta, Diptera, Culicidae.